Elaeis guineensis (African oil palm) is the source of this 1822-nucleotide messenger RNA. RefSeq names its product protein ALP1-like. Lineage: Eukaryota; Viridiplantae; Streptophyta; Magnoliopsida; Arecales; Arecaceae. The record is from RefSeq and is a predicted model, not a curated record.
UCAAAUCAAAAAAAAAAAAACUUGGGAAGUAUUCUAGAUUUCGUAAUAAUUUGGGUCCAGAAUCCCACACCAAAUUUCCCAACCUGCAGUGUCUCCAAGCCCUUUAUCGCAUCAUAAAUGUGCCCAUAUACGCAGCCUGUCUGCAUGCUAUAAUCGAACGCCCAACACCGGCACUCCCCCAUCCGCCUCUCCUACUGGACUUCCCCCCUUUCUCUCUCUCCUCUCUGUUUCUAUUACCAGCCUUGCAUGCUUUCCUCCCGACCCUCUCCACCUUCGCCGUUCUCCCCUUACCUCCCUCUCCUCUCCUCCCUUUCUUGAGUGGAAUCUGGCCUUGGAAUGACGGUUCUUGGCUUCUCUUCCCCUCCUUUCGAUUCCUCCUCUCUUUAUUGAUCUUUUCUGUCUCUUGUCUGCGGGUUGCCUGAGCUUUUGACUUGGCUUCUUCUCUCUGGUGUUGGAGACUUGGAGUCGGUUCUCAUGGGACCCGUAAGAGGGUUCAAGAGGAGGAAGAGGGCCGAAAAGAAGGCCGAGAGGUAUGCGGCCGCCGCGGAGCCGAUGGAUUCGGGGCAGGAGCCUGGAGAUUGGUGGGAUGGUUUCUCAAGAAGGAUUGCAGGACCCCAAUCUUUAUCAAAGGAGCUGAACAAAUUUGAGUCCAUCUUCAAGAUCUCAAGAAAAACCUUUAACUACAUAUGCUCAUUGGUGAGGGAAGAUCUAUUGGCCAAAACUACAUUCUUUACUUGCACUGAUGGCAAGGUUCUCUCUGUAGAAGACCAGGUAGCUGUUGCCUUAAGAAGGCUAUGCUCUGGUGACUCCCUAUCAAAUGUAGGCUUGUUGUUUGGGAUGAAUCAAUCAACUGUUGCCCAAGUGACCUGGCGGUUUGUGGAGGCCAUGGAAGAGAGAGGUAUCCAUCACCUCAGGUGGCCCACUUCUGAAGAAAUGGUAAUAAUAAAGUCCAAAUUUGAAAAGAAACAGGGCCUUCCGAACUGCUGUGGUGCCAUAGACACCACCCACAUCAUGAUGUGCCAACCUUCAGCAGACCCUUUAAACAAGGUAUGGAUUGAUCAUCAGAAGAACCACAGCAUGGUCUUACAGGCUAUUGUGGACCCUGAAAUGAGGUUCCGGGACAUUGUCACUGGCUGGCCAGGGAGCAUGAAUGACUUCCUAGUGCUACAGAACUCGGAUUUCUUCAAACUAUGUGAGAAAGGUUUGAGGCUUAAUGGGAAGAAGCUAGAGCUUUCAGAUGGGUCAGAAUUGGGAGAGUAUAUAAUUGGAGAUGCAGGGUUUCCUCUUCUUCCUUGGCUUGUCACUCCUUACCAAGGAAAGGAUCUUUCAGACUCAAAAACUGAGUUUAACAGGCAGCAUUCAGCAACUGAAAUGGUGGCACAAAGGGCAUUGGCUAGGCUGAAGGAUACUUGGAAAAUUAUUCAAGGGGCGAUGUGGAGACCUGAUAAGCAUCGGCUGCCUAGAAUAAUUCUUGUUUGCUGCUUGCUGCACAAUAUUGUCAUCGACCUAGAAGAUGCACUGCGGGAUGAGAUGCCAUUUGGUCAUCAGCAUGAUCCAAGUUACAAGCAACAAUUUUGCCAUUUUGCUGACCAGAGUGGAUUAAUUCUGAGAGAUAAGCUGUCCCAGUUUUUAUCAGGAAAAUUACCACCGUAAAAAAAAAAGCAUCCAAAUUGUAUUUCUUUUGUUUCUGUUCCGCUCUUUCAUUUGUACUGAUGCUUAUCUGGAAGAUUACCUCCAUAACAAGAGCGUCCAAAUUGUAUUUCUUAUGUUUCUGUUCCCCUAAUUUCAUUAGUACUGAUGCUUAUUUAGAAACUAGUUUUUC